GAAAAAACUAUUUAAAGGCCACAAUUGGGCCGUUCAUCUCUUAUCACCCUCUCCUCUGUCUAAUGGCUUCCCUUUCCUCUCUCUUGUAUUCUUGUGCCUUGAUUCUCCUCCUGAGUUUUAUGACUUGUCCUUGUUCACAAGUUGACGGAGUUGGGGAAGCAAACCAUCAUGUUGUUAAUGUUCAAUCUUUGUUGCCUGAAGAUGUCUGCAGUCCAUCCAAAGCAGAAUCCGACCCCUCAAAACUCCAAGUCGUCCACCGUCACGGCCCGUGCUCUCCCAUGAAGCCCAGACACAAGCCCACCAACGAACAAAUCCUCAACCGCGACCAAGCCCGGGUCGACUGGCUCCACCGCAAAUCCUCCUCGUCUGCCGCCACCACCUUCGGCCACACGGGCGGAAACCAUUCCCCUAGUAACCUCCGACAUCCCGCGUCAAAGUGGCGGCGACGACGGACCUGGAUCCAAUGCCAACCUUGCGUCCCGCCUGCCUACCAACAACAGGACCAUCUCUUCGACCCCGCCAAAUCGUCCACGUACCGCAACAUAUCGUGCACCUCUCCCUUCUGCUCCGCCCUCGACAUCAGCAGCUGCUCCGCCUCCACGUGCCUCUACGCCGUCCAGUACGGAGACAAUUCCUACACGGUCGGAUUCUUCGCACAGGAUACGCUAAAGCUAUCUGAUGCAGGUUUGAUCUCUGACUUCCGUUUUGGGUGUGGUGAGAAGAACAACGGGCUCUACGGCCAGAUCGCUGGGAUCCUAGGCCUGGGUCGUCAGCCGGUUUCCGUAGUAAUGCAGGCGGCGGACAAGUUCGGUGGAGUUUUCUCCUACUGCCUCCCGUCGAGAGCCAGCUCGACCGGAUACCUAAAAUUCCCGACGGCAUACUCUGCCUUGAAGUCCGCGUUCAGACAGGCGAUGACGCGCUAUCCUACCGCACCCACAGCUUCCAUUCUUGACACGUGCUACGAUCUCAGGCGCUAUACCACGAUUGCCAUACCGACGGUGGUGUUCCAGUACCGUGGGGCGACGACGAGUUUGGAUCCGGCGGGGAUAUUGUACCCGGUGUCCGCAUCGCAGACGUGCCUGGCGUUCGCGCCAAAUGGAGACGAUUCCGACAUGGUGAUCAUCGGAAAUACUCAACAGAGGAGGUUCAACGUGGUGUAUGAUGUGAUGAACAAACGGAUUGGAUUUGGGCCUGGCGGUUGCUAGUCUAGUCUCUAAGUUCGAUUUGGAGGAGGAGGAAAAAAAUAAUCAGGGAAAUAAAUGUGAAGUGAAGAAAUGUCGAUAAAUAUGUGUUUCAUAAGAAUUCAUAUAUAUCCUCCCCUUCAUCAGUAAACCGGUGAGAUCAGUUUCUUUAGUCGUAAUAAUCUAAUGUCAGGUUGAGUUGUAUUCUAUAAAGAUGAAUAUUCCCUCGUAUAACCAAAUACUAUUAUAUUC
Messenger RNA from Asparagus officinalis (garden asparagus), 1433 nucleotides. RefSeq names its product aspartyl protease AED1-like. The record is from RefSeq and is a predicted model, not a curated record. Lineage: Eukaryota; Viridiplantae; Streptophyta; Magnoliopsida; Asparagales; Asparagaceae. The coding region runs from base 63 to 1205 and encodes 380 amino acids. The transcript is spliced from 4 exons. Gene Ontology annotation, molecular function: aspartic-type endopeptidase activity. Gene Ontology annotation, biological process: proteolysis.